This is a messenger RNA of Branchiostoma belcheri (Belcher's lancelet), 1374 nucleotides long. RefSeq names its product ankyrin repeat domain-containing protein 50-like. Gene Ontology annotation, cellular component: cytoplasm. The record is from RefSeq and is a predicted model, not a curated record. Gene Ontology annotation, biological process: innate immune response. NCBI's taxonomy places the organism in Eukaryota, Metazoa, Chordata, Leptocardii, Amphioxiformes, Branchiostomatidae. Gene Ontology annotation, molecular function: protein binding. The annotation marks the transcript as partial. The transcript has a single exon.
AUGUGGCCGUCUUCUAUCUAUGUACAAAUCUUUCCAGAAACCGACAAAUGUGUCAGAGCGCUGAAUGAAUACCUUGAGAGUGGCCAACUCACCGCUGACUUACAAAUGGAGUUUAAGAAAAUUGGGUACCAUGGCCCUUUGCAAGUGUAUGCCCGAUCAAUAGACCAGCUUACAAAAGAGUUGGCAGAGAUAGUGGAAGAAGCUAUGGACGUCUUUGUUUUGUCAGAAUCUUGUGAUCAAACAGGAGAGACAGACAAAGUGGUAGGGCAAAGACACAAUAAAGAUGUUCUUGAAGGCAAAGACACAAUAACCUACGAGGAACUUAGAGACGCCUGGAGAGAUGCGCUGUUAAGGAUAACAGCCUGGACAGGUGAUGAAGACAAGGUGAAGACCCUGCUACAGGCAGGUGUACAGGUGAACACAGAGAACUCUGAGGGAGAAACACCACUAUUGGUGGCGGUUCAAGGCGGAAAUGCAGAGAUGGUGAGCAUCCUGACACAAGCGGGGGCUGACUUGGACAAGGCAGAUGAUGAGGGGAGAACUGCACUGUGGAGGGCAGCUCUGAUGGGACAUGUAGAGAUCGUGAGCGUCUUGACACGAGCAGGAGCCAACUUGAACAAGGCAAAUAAAGAAGGAAAGACUCCACUGAAGGCGGCGGCUAAGAGAGGACAUACAGAGGCCGUGAGCAGCUUGAUACAAGCGGGUGCUUAUUUGAAGACGGCAGCAGACUUUGGAAGGACUCCACUGUGGGUUGCGGCUAAGAGAGGACAUGCAGACGUUGUGAGCAUCUUGGCACAAGCGGGGGCGGACUUAAACAAGGCAGAUCUAAACAUGAAGACUCCAUUGGAGGCGGCGGCGGAGAGCGGACAUGCAGAGGCCGUGAGCACCUUGAUACAAGCAGGAGCUAACUUGAACAAGGCAGGUGGCUGUGGAAGAACUCCGCUGUUUGUACCAGCUGAGAAAGGACAUGCAGAGAUUGUGAUGGCCUUGAUACAAGCAGGAAUUGACUUGAACAGGGCAGAUGAGAGGGGAGGGACUCCAAUAUCAGUGGCAGCUGGGAAUGGACAUGUAGAGGUCGUGAGAAUCUUGAUACAAGCGGGGGCCGAAUUGAACAAAGCAAACAGCAUGGGAAGGACUCCACUGUGGUUGGCAGCUGAUAAUGGACAUGUAGAGGUCGUGAGCAUAUUGACAAAAGCGGGGGCGGACUUGAACAUGGCAGACGAUUCUAGAAGUACUCCACUCUCCAGGACUGCUGGGAAAGGAAGUGCAGAGAUUGUAAGCAUCUUGGCACAAGCGGGGGCAGACUUGAACAUGGCAGACAAUGUGGGAUGGACUCCACUGGGGACGGCGGCUGGGAGUGGACAUGUACAGAUG